Messenger RNA from Diceros bicornis minor, 6407 nucleotides. RefSeq names its product SIN3 transcription regulator family member B (gene SIN3B). Gene Ontology annotation, molecular function: transcription corepressor activity. The record is from RefSeq and is a predicted model, not a curated record. Gene Ontology annotation, cellular component: chromatin. The coding region runs from base 1754 to 4702 and encodes 982 amino acids. The transcript is spliced from 17 exons. Gene Ontology annotation, biological process: negative regulation of transcription by RNA polymerase II. Lineage: Eukaryota; Metazoa; Chordata; Mammalia; Perissodactyla; Rhinocerotidae.
AAUGAAUUACACUGCCGGGGGAAUGAUAUUUAGAAUUUGGAAUGCUCUGGAUCUUUUGGAUCUUUGCUUUCCAUAGCUCAGACUCUCUAGAGUUGCCUCUACACCUACUGUUAGGAGCUCAGUUGUAUGUCCUACCCCCCAAAUUCAUAUGUUGAGGUCCUAACCUUCAGCACCUCAGAAUGUGACUGUAUUUGGAGAUAGGGUCUUUACAGAGAUAAUUAAGGUAAAAUGAGGCUCUGAGGGUGGGCCCUAAUCCAAUCUGAUGGAUGUCCAUAGAAGAAGAGCAGAUUAAGGACAUACGGAGAGACCCCAGGGGUGUGGGUGCACAGAGGAACGACCUUAUGAGGACUCAGCGAGAAGACAGCCUGCCCUCUGCUAGCCAAGAGGCUUCGGGAGAUACCCACCCUGCUGGCCCCUUGAUCUUGGACUUCCAGCCUCCAGGACUGUGAGGAAAUAAAUUUCUGUUGUAUAAGCUGCCCACUCGUGGUGUUUUGUUGUGGCAGCCCGAGCAGACUAGUACAUGCACCCCAGUGAGGGUGAGAGUGCCCAGCAGAGGUGUGUGUCGUGCUGAUGGCUGGACAACAGUUGGCAGUGGUGGGCCCGGUGUACCCCAUCCUGUUGGAGUCUGCAGGUCAGCAGUUGGUGCCAGGUGCGGUGCCGGCUGCCGCAAGGGUGGAAACAGUAGACUCGGUUUGUCCCUCAUCUGAUCAUCCCCAAUGGUGGAUGAAGCCCAGUCUCUUCCCGGCCCUGGGUGAGCAGUGAGCAAAACAGAUUCUCUGCCCUCAUGGCAUUGGCCAUGGUCAGGAGUGAACAGACAAUAAAAUAAGUAAAAUAUGUUACAUGUAAGAAGGUGAUACCUGCUGUGGAGAAAAACAGAGCAAGAGAGAGGCUUGGAGGGCUGGGAGAUGGGUAAUUUUAGUUUGGCUCAGGAUGGUUCCAGAAGACUCACUGAGAAGGUGAUGUCCUAACAGAGACCUAAACCUGAGCUGGAGGGAUCCCGACCUGCUCCAGAACCAGCCCCCAUGGCUGGGGACCUGCAGGAUGCUGAGGGUCACUCCUGACGGCCCAGCCAUGGUCUGUGGGGAGGAGGCUGUCAUCAGCACCACGCGUAAAAUUCCAGUUUAGAGACGUAAGCUUCAGUUCCUUCACGGACGUGGUCCUGACCCCCACGAAUUAGGAUUCCGAGUGCACCAGAGAGAGACGUGUGUGUUUUCUAUGUGUAUUUGUGUUCACAGAAAAGCACACAAAUGGAGGGCAUGCUUUAUGACUGGUCAGGGCCUUGCCCCUGACUUAGCAGCGGAAGUCUGACAGUCUCAGGCAAGCUGGCCCUGGCCCCUUCCCCUCCAGGGUCCCAGUUUGAUCCCUCCACCUUCCCCUUGCUGCUGACAGCACGUGCUUUCACAUGUGAAAACACUGUCUGAAAUGGGCUGGCAAAAGGUGUGGGCAGGCUUCUUUUAUAAACAGCCCAAAACUCCACUCUGAAAAGGAUUAAACAAUCCACUUUUUGUAAAUUUCUCCCAAAUGCUCAUUUUUCCAAAGGUAGAGUGUGUCAAACCUUCAUGUUCUUAGAAUCGAUUGUAGAAGGAUGAGGCGGAGGUGAGGUCAGGAGACCCGCCCAGGAGCGCGCAGACGUGCCGAAUGCCGAGGGAGGCGCUGUCUGCACGCUCUGUGUGCCCCUCGCUUCCCUCCCUCCAGGCCCCCAGAGGAGAAUUCACACAGCCACAGCGACUGUGCAGAGAACUUCAAGCAGCAGAUGCUGGAUAAGGAGGACAAACACCAGGUGCCCUUGGAGUCGGAUUCGGUGGAAUUCAACAACGCCAUCAGCUACGUGAACAAGAUUAAGACCCGCUUUCUGGACCACCCAGAGAUCUACAGGUCCUUCCUGGAGAUACUGCACACUUACCAGAAGGAGCAGCUGAGCACGAAGGGCCGGCCUUUCCGAGGCAUGUCUGAAGAGGAGGUGUUCACCGAGGUGGCCAACCUCUUCCGGGGCCAGGAGGACCUGCUCUCUGAGUUUGGACAGUUCCUGCCUGAAGCCAAGCGGUCCCUGUUCACAGGAAACGGGCCAUGCGAAGUGAACAGUGUCCAGAAGAGCGAGCACGAGAAGAAUCUGGAGCACAGCAAAAAGCGCUCUCGGCCCUCGCUCCUCCGUCCCGUGUCUGCACCAGCCAAGAAGAAAAUGAAGCUCCGUGGCACCAAAGACUUGUCCAUCGCCGCUGUGGGCAAGUAUGGGACUCUGCAGGAGUUCUCCUUCUUUGACAAGGUCCGCAGGGUGCUGAAGAGCCAGGAGGUCUAUGAGAACUUCCUGCGCUGCAUCGCACUCUUCAACCAGGAGCUCGUGUCUGGCUCUGAGCUCCUCCAGCUCGUCAGCCCAUUUCUAGGGAAAUUUCCAGAACUCUUUGCACAAUUCAAGUCCUUCCUGGGGGUGAAAGAGCUGUCAUUCGCCCCGCCCAUGAACGACAGAUCCGGGGAUGGAAUAAGCCGGGAAAUUGACUACGCAUCUUGCAAGCGCAUCGGAUCCAGCUACCGGGCGCUCCCCAAAACCUACCAGCAGCCCAAGUGCAGUGGAAGGACGGCUAUCUGCAAGGAGGUGCUGAAUGACACCUGGGUCUCCUUCCCCUCCUGGUCAGAGGACUCCACCUUUGUCAGCUCCAAGAAGACGCCCUACGAGGAGCAGCUGCACCGCUGUGAGGACGAGCGUUUUGAGUUAGACGUCGUCCUGGAGACCAACCUGGCCACGAUCCGGGUGUUGGAAAGCGUGCAGAAGAAGCUUUCUCGGAUGGCGCCGGAAGACCAGGAGAAGUUCCGGCUGGAUGACUGUCUGGGGGGCACGUCAGAGGUGAUCCAGCGCCGGGCCAUCCACCGUAUUUACGGCGACAAGGCUCCAGAGAUCAUCGAGAGCCUCAAGAAAAACCCCGUCACCGCCGUCCCUGUCGUCCUGAAAAGGCUGAAAGCCAAGGAGGAGGAGUGGCGGGAGGCCCAGCAGGGCUUCAACAAGAUCUGGCGGGAGCAGUACGAGAAGGCAUACCUCAAGUCCCUGGACCAUCAGGCCGUGAACUUCAAGCAGAACGAUACCAAGGCCCUUCGCUCCAAGAGUUUGCUCAACGAGAUCGAGAGCGUCUACGACGAGCACCAGGAGCAGCAUUCGGAGGGCCGCAGCGCCCCCUCUAGCGAGCCGCACCUCAUCUUCGUGUAUGAGGACAGGCAGAUCCUGGAGGACGCAGCCGCCCUCAUCAGCUACUACGUGAAGCGGCAGCCGGCCAUCCAGAAGGAGGACCAGGGCACGAUCCACCAGCUGGUGCACCAGUUCGUGCCCAGCCUCUUCUUCUCCCAGCAGCUGGAGCUGGGGGCCUCUGAGGACUCCGCUGAUGAGGGCCGGGGGAGCCCCCAGGGGCAGGGCGUGGAGCCUGGCGACCGAAAGAAGCCGGCCCCUGGGCCACAGAGCAGCCCCGUGGAGGAGAAGGGGCCCGCAGGCACAGCGCCGACCUUGGAGCAGCCGCCGCUGCAGCACAAGCCCCUGGACGACGUCUACAGCCUCUUCUUUGCCAACAACAACUGGUACUUUUUCCUGCGCCUCCACCAGACCCUGUGCUCCAGGCUCCUGAAGAUAUACCGCCAGGCGCAGAAGCAGCUCCUAGAGUAUCGGACCGAGAAGGAGAGGGAGAAACUGCUCUGCGAGGGCCGCCGGGAGAAGGGCAACGACCCUGCCAUGGAGCUGCGGCUGAAACAACCAAGUGAGGUGGAGCUGGAGGAGUACUACCCGGCCUUCCUAGACAUGGUGCGGAGCCUGCUGGAGGGCAGCAUCGACCCCACACAGUACGAGGACACCCUGCGCGAGAUGUUCACCAUCCACGCCUAUGUCGGCUUCACCAUGGACAAGCUGGUGCAGAGCAUCGCGCGGCAGCUGCACCACCUUGUGAGUGACGACGUCUGUCUGAAGGUGGUGGAGCUCUACCUAAAUGAGAAGAAGCGGGGUGCCACCGGCGGGAACCUGUCCUCUCGCUGUGUCCGGGCUGCCAGGGAGACCAGCUACCAGUGGAAGGCCGAGCGGUGCAUGGCUGAUGAGAACUGCUUCAAGGUGAUGUUCCUCCAGCGCAAAGGGCAGGUGAUCAUGACCAUCGAACUCUUGGACACCGAGGAGGCCCAGACGGAGGACCCCGUGGAGGUCCAGCACCUGGCUCGGUACGUGGAGCAGUAUGUGGGGACCGAGGGUGCGUCCAGCUCGCCCACCGAGGGCUUCCUCCUGAAGCCCGUGUUCCUGCAGAGGAACCUCAAGAAGUUCCGAAGGUGGCAGUGUGAGCAGGCGCGCGCCCUGCGCGGCGAGGCCAAGAGCUCCUGGAAGCGGCUGGUGGGUGUGGAGAGCGCCUGCAACGUGGACUGCCGCUUCCGGCUCAGCACGCACAAGAUGACCUUCAUCGUGAGCUCCGAGGACUACAUGUACCGCCGCGGGACCCUCUGCCGGGCCAAGCAGGUACAGCCCCUGGUCCUGCUGCGCCACCACCAGCACUUUGAGGAGUGGCACAGCCGCUGGCUGGAGGACAAUGUGACGGUGGAGGCGGCCAGCCUGGUACAGGACUGGCUGAUGGGCGAGGAGGACGAGGACAUGGUGCCCUGCAAGACGCUCUGCGAGACGGCACACGUGCAUGGCCUGCCUGUGACCCGCUACCGAGUGCAGUACAGCCGCCGCCCAGCCUCGCCCUGACGCCACCACCUGGGCAUCACGACACACAGCUCGGCACGGCCACUUCCUCGGCCUAGAUGUCCACCAGGGGCGUUUCCAUGAACAGCCUGAGGGGAGCAGAGCGUCUUCAGCACUGCUGCCAUGGGCUCGAGGCUAUGUUGGCCCGUGGCCUCACACUGCCAUCCCCCUCGGCUUUCUGAUUUCCUUUGGGCCCGUCCUGUGCCAAACCCAGACCCCCCUCUGCACUUGAACUCGGGGGGCUCGUUUCCUGCUGGAAAGCAGGGGGUCGACACGCUGGCCGAGCAACAAGCAACUGCAUUCACACACCUGCCAGGCAGCUUCCGACACACGCCAGAUCCCUGGGCAGGGCCGCCGCUGGUCCUUCUGCGCAUACAGGGUCUGGAACAGUCAGUGGUGAGCCAGGUGAGGACACACCAGGGAGGAGGCAGUGUUCAGAGCCCAACAUCAAAGAGGUCAGGCCCGGGAGGACCUGCUUGAAAAGCAUGUCUUUCCCAAGUGGUUCCAAGAGCUUCCGGAAACAUUUCCCAAGCUGGACAACCCCUGCAUGUGACGGUAGGGGCGUCGGCCUGGCCCGGCCGGUGCUCAGGGUCCUCUGUCACUUUGAAAGAGGGAAGAGCCCUUUCAGCCAGACUGUUGGGAUUCCGCUUUGAGUCAGACGUGGAGUUGGCAGGCAGCCCCGAACUGCCGGAAGACCCUGCUCUGGAAAGAGAGACCCCAGACCCCGGCUUGAUCUGGCAGCUGGACUCUGAGCCAACGCUCCUGCCAAGCUCGAGUGUCCCAUACUGCGAGGGCCCUGCGUGCGGUCUUGUACCUAAGAUGGACAUUCUAGAAGUACGUAUCUGCACACCCCACACGUAUUUAUUCCUUUACACUCUCUUAGUGGUUGUAACUUCUGCCACAGCCAAAUCCCGUGGCUUCCUGGGGGGUGAGAGCCCCCUUCAUGGAACUCCUCAUGCCCGCCUGAGGGCCAGGGAGGCUGUGGAUGUGAGGGGCCGAGGCAGCCAAGCUUUCUGUGCCAAGAAUGCCAAGGAAUUUGGGCUGGUGGCCAGCUCUUCAAACUUCUCGCACCAUGAGAACCCCUGGCCGGGCCCCUGGCACCAUCAGACUGAGAGCAGGAUCCACCAACAAAAACAGGUGGGCCCAGAGUAGUCCCCACGCUGCCACCUCUGCCUGGCCGCAGCCCUCAUCCUCCUGCAGCUGAGCUGUGCCAAGCAUGUGAUUCCGGGCAGUGGAGGCGUGUUUCUAGGAGUUACCUAUGGAACUCGAGGUCUGCGGAGCCUUUGACUCGGCCUGGGCAGUUCCAAGGCGGACGUGCCCUUCGGGGUCUGCUCGCCCGCGUUUUCUCAAGUGUAAUCCAGGCACUUUGUGCGCACCCUUGUUUUGUAAGAAGGGAAUUUAUCAUUGGAAUUCUCGAACCAGAUCCUGCCGGCAGCCAGCCACCCUUGGGAGCCCAUGGCCCCUUCUAUGCCUCCGCGUGGGCCUGGGGUGUAGCAAGCCCCCACCCUGCAUGCUUCUAGGGAGCAUCUCUUCUGUUUUUGCAGAAUUUACGUUCUGGGGCUUGUACUUCCUUUGCAGCUGUUUUGAAUGUAGUUUUCCUUUUCUAUUUAUUUGCACAUUCAAGUUAAAAAUUAAAUAUUGGCCUAAAGCUGUAGGGUUCCCUCAGUCAUUUCCUGUGAGAGAAUGGGGGGGCAGCCUCUCCCUGCCA